This is a messenger RNA of Rhagoletis pomonella (apple maggot), 1533 nucleotides long. It is a transcript of the gene Pgk, whose product is annotated as phosphoglycerate kinase. Gene Ontology annotation, molecular function: ADP binding; ATP binding; phosphoglycerate kinase activity. The coding region runs from base 61 to 1452 and encodes 463 amino acids. The record is from RefSeq and is a predicted model, not a curated record. The transcript is spliced from 4 exons. Gene Ontology annotation, biological process: gluconeogenesis; glycolytic process. NCBI's taxonomy places the organism in Eukaryota, Metazoa, Arthropoda, Insecta, Diptera, Tephritidae. Gene Ontology annotation, cellular component: cytosol.
UUUUUUUGACAUUAGUUGGCACAAAUAACAACCCUGCUUGAUUCGCGAUCUGCCCUUGUAAUGACAUUGAAUCGGCUACUCUCGAUAACCAUCAGGAACCUUUCGCGCAGACAGACAUCUUUUGUGACAGAAUUAUUUUUUGGAAAUUUUAUUCAACAGAGAUUAUCGUCUUGUGAUAAUAAAGGAAAAAAGAAAGGCGGCAAAAUGGCUUUUAAUAAAUUGAGCAUUGAAAGUUUGGACCUAAAUGGCAAACGAGUGUUGAUGAGAGUGGACUUCAAUGUGCCCAUCAAAGAGGGGAAAAUUACAAGCAACCAACGUAUUGUGGCCGCUUUGGAUAGUAUCAAACAUGCUUUGGACGCAAAAGCCAAGUCGGUCGUACUCAUGUCGCAUUUAGGACGGCCAGAUGGACAAAAAAAUUUAAAAUAUACGCUGGCCCCUGUAGCUGAAGAGUUGAAAAAACUUCUAGGUAAGGAUGUAAAAUUUUUGCCCGACUGUGUUGGACCGGAAGUGGAGUCUGAAUGCAAAGACCCAGCAGCUGGUUCUGUAAUUUUGCUAGAAAAUUUGAGAUUUUACAUUGAAGAAGAGGGUAAGGGUCUUGAUGCAAGUGGUGCAAAAGUGAAAGCUGAUCCAGCUAAGGUCAAGGAAUUCCGCCAGAGCUUGGCCAAACUUGGUGAUGUUUAUGUAAACGAUGCAUUCGGCACUGCCCAUCGCGCUCACAGCUCCAUGCUGGGCGAAGGUUUCGAGAAGCGUGCUGCCGGCAUUCUGUUGAACAAAGAAUUGAAAUACUUUGCACAGGCUUUAGAUAACCCACCACGCCCAUUUUUGGCCAUUUUGGGUGGCGCUAAAGUAGCUGACAAGAUCCAAUUGAUUUCAAAUCUACUGGAUAAAGUUCAUGAGAUGGUGAUUGGUGGCGGCAUGGCCUUUACUUUCUUGAAAGUAAUCAACAAUAUGAAGAUUGGAGCAUCGCUUUUUGACGAAGAAGGUUCAAAGAUCGUAAAUGAUUUGGUCGCGAAGGCAAAGAAAAACAAUGUUCAGUUACAUUUACCAGUCGAUUUCGUAUGCGCAGAUAAAUUCGCUGAAGAUGCCAAAACAUGCGAAGCAACUGUCGAGGAAGGCAUUCCUGAUGGCUACAUGGGUCUGGACGUUGGACCAAAAACUAGGGAAUUGUUCAAGGAACCAAUUUCCCGUGCAAAACUCAUCGUCUGGAACGGACCACCCGGUGUUUUUGAAUUCCCCAACUUUGCUCACGGUACAAAAGCCGUAAUGGACGCUGUAGUCUCAGCAACUGGAUCCGGUACUGUUUCCAUCAUUGGUGGAGGUGAUACAGCAUCAUGCUGCGCCAAGUGGGGCACUGAAUCUCAAGUAUCCCACGUUUCGACCGGAGGCGGCGCUUCGUUGGAGCUCUUAGAGGGCAAGACACUGCCAGGUGUAGCUGCUUUGAGCAAUGCUUAAGUUAAACAUUACGUUGUUUAAGAGCACAAGAGACAUAUUGCAUGCAUAUUGCAAAUGAGUAAAACUUAUGUAUUACUGUUA